AUGGAGCCAGGUGCAGAAGAAGGAAAAGAGAUGUUUAGGAAGGAACUAACUUCAUUAAUGAAGAAGCAGUACUUUCCGGUAAAUAAAACAGCCGGCCGUGUUGUUAUCAAGGGGAAUUGGAGCCUAGAUGAAGACCAAUUGCUAGUGAGACUGGUACAAGAAUAUGGAGUGAAGAAAUGGGCAUUUAUUGCCUCCUUGAUUGGCAGAAGAAUAGGGAAACAAUGUAGAGAACGAUGGUUCAAUCAUCUACGUCCUGAUAUCAAGAGAGAUGCAUGGACUUUAGACGAAGAGAUCGCUCUGGUGGAAGCCCAUUCUGCAAUGGGAAACAGGUGGGCAGAAAUAGCAAAAAGAAUUCCUGGAAGAACUGAGAAUUCUAUAAAAAAUCACUGGAAUACUACAUGGAGGAGGCAAAUGAAUAAACGGAAGAGCCGGCGAAGUACAGGCAAUGGAAGAACCACCACUGUUUUGCAGGAAUACAUAAGGACCAUUGCUUUGGCCGGCCAAAAAGGACUGGAGAAGCCAAAAAGGAAAGUUAAUCCAAAAUUGUUGUUGCUGAAAGACAAGGAGGAUCAGGGAAAAGAAUGCAGCAAAAACGGCAUUCCAGACAUGCCAGUCUCAUCAUCUGCACUUAAUGGGGAUAUGAUAAAUGUCAGAAUGGAGAAUAAUAUUGCAGAUGAUCCAAACGAUGGGGUAUUUGACGACAUGGAUCUUACUUCCUUACUCCAAUGGCCUAGUGCAUCUUCUUCAUCUUAUGAUUUUCUACCUAGUUUUUAUGACAAUUCAUUUUCAAACGAGUUGGGAAAUUUGAAGAAUGAACUGGAUCUGGUGGAGAUGCUUGCCACAUCAAUGAACAUAGAUAAUCAGCGGUAA
This is a messenger RNA of Papaver somniferum (opium poppy), 870 nucleotides long. RefSeq names its product transcription factor MYB98-like. Gene Ontology annotation, biological process: regulation of DNA-templated transcription. Bases 1 to 870 code for a protein of 289 amino acids. Lineage: Eukaryota; Viridiplantae; Streptophyta; Magnoliopsida; Ranunculales; Papaveraceae. The record is from RefSeq and is a predicted model, not a curated record. Gene Ontology annotation, cellular component: nucleus. The transcript has 4 exons. Gene Ontology annotation, molecular function: DNA-binding transcription factor activity, RNA polymerase II-specific; RNA polymerase II cis-regulatory region sequence-specific DNA binding.